Molecule: messenger RNA, 7808 nt
Organism: Notolabrus celidotus (New Zealand spotty)
Lineage: Eukaryota; Metazoa; Chordata; Actinopteri; Labriformes; Labridae
Product: sodium channel protein type 4 subunit alpha-like
Exons: 27
Coding region: 680-6532 (1950 amino acids)
Biological process (GO): sodium ion transmembrane transport; membrane depolarization during action potential; neuronal action potential
Cellular component (GO): axon; voltage-gated sodium channel complex; plasma membrane
Molecular function (GO): voltage-gated sodium channel activity; protein binding
Source: RefSeq, a predicted model, not a curated record
UAUAAGUACUAAGUCACUUAAGCCACAGAUAGAAGAUGAAGCCCUCCCCGCAAGGACCUAUGGGUAAACUAAUAACCUCCCUGUGUCCUUAAUACUGUAUGUUUUGCUUACUGUGUGUCAGCUGUUCUAUACAUCUCAGCCUCUCUGUAGUGUGACAUGAGGCAGCUAUAGGAGAGCUAAUCCUCUGUGGUCCAGCUUCCUCCCUCCCUCGCGCUCCUGACGAAGGGCAAAUCGAGGUGCUCAUCUCCCCCUCGCGCGCAGCUGCUGGAGACAGCGCAGCAUCCUCUGCACGCUCCACGGCGCGCGACCUCUCUCCUGUGGGUUGAACUCGGAAGAAGCACUCGGAUGGACGGAAAGAGGACAACUUGUACGUCGCACCUGUGGCACGUUUCAAAAUGUCCAACAAGGUGAUUAAACCUCCGGAACUUGUCUAGAAGUCCAUUUUUUGGCGCUAAACUUUGGAUUCUGGUGAUAAAGACGCACUUUUUUCCUUGUCCUGCUGCUGGGUCGGAGUUUUUGGAUCGUCAUGAAGAAAAAACACUGAGGAUGGAUUUUGCGCGGAGAGUUUGGCUGCUCUUUCUUCUAAAACUCGAACAACUCAACUCUGGAAAUGAUGCGGUAAAUCUCAGAGUUUCACAUCUGUAAGUAAAAUCUAGUACAGGAGAAUCAGGAUGAAAAGAUGGCAACCAUGCUGUUACCAACGGGUCCUGGUGCCUUGCGGCGGUUCACUCGCGAAUCCUUGGCUGCGCUGGAGCAGCGGAUUGCGGACGAGCAGGCCAAGAACACCAAGGAUCGCCAUGACGCUCACAGAAACGCUGAGCCACAGAAACCCAGGAUCGACCUGGAGGCAGGCAAGACGCUGCCACGAAUCUUCGCUGACAUCUCUCCAGAUCUUAUCGGGGUGCCACUGGAGGAUAUCGAUCCGUUCUACUACAAGAACCAGAGGACUUUUAUAGUAGUAAACAAAGGGAAGGCCAUCUUCAGAUUCAGCUCCACAUCUGCACUUUACAUAUUAUCUCCUUUUCACUUCAUUCGGUCCAUAGCCAUGAAAAUAUUAGUUCAUUCGUUAUUCAGCUUGUUCAUAAUGUUCACUAUCCUGACCAACUGUUUCUUCAUGGCCAUGUCUGAUCCGGCACCAUGGACCAAAUACCUGGAGUAUACUUUCACUGGCAUUUACACUUUCGAGUCAGCAAUAAAGAUAUUUGCCAGAGGAUUCUGUAUAGUACCGUUCACCUUUUUGAGGGAUCCAUGGAACUGGUUGGACUUCUCGGUCAUUGUCAUGGCAUAUGUGACAGAGUUUGUAGACCUGGGAAACGUCUCAGCUUUAAGAACCUUCAGAGUACUACGAGCACUGAAGACCAUCUCGGUUAUCCCAGGUCUGAAGACAAUUGUUGGCGCUUUGAUCCAGUCGGUGAAGAAGCUGGCAGACGUGAUGAUCCUGACCGUCUUCUGUCUCAGCGUGUUCGCCCUCAUCGGUCUGCAGCUUUUCAUGGGGUUGCUCCGACAGAAGUGCAUCCGCAGCCUCUCGCAUUGCAUCAACUCCUCCUACAGCUCUAACGCAUCCUUCAUCUGCAACAACAGAACCUGGAGCUCUAGGACUGAUUUCCUUACCAGCGAAGAUAAUUUUUACAAAGUGGAAGGAGCAAAGGAUGCCUUAAUAUGUGGAUAUGGAAGUGAUGCAGGAAAGUGUCCUGAUGGAUUUGACUGCCUAAAAAUAGGGAGGAAUCCAAACUACGGCUACACCAGUUUUGAUACGUUCGGCUGGGCUUUCCUGGCCCUCUUCAGACUCAUGACGCAGGACUACUGGGAGAAACUGUUUCACCAGACUCUGCGCUCAGCAGGGAAGACCUACAUGGUUUUCUUUGUGCUGGUAAUCUUCUUGGGCUCCUUCUACCUGGUCAACCUGAUCCUGGCUGUGGUGGCCAUGGCCUACGAGGAGCAGAAUCAGGCAACCAUCGCUGAGGCCUGGCAGAAGGAGAGGGAGUUUCAGCUGGCUAUGGAGCACCUUCGCCGAGAGCAAAGAUUAGCAAAAAGACAAGCACAGGAGACAGACUCUGUGUUGUCUCCAGAGAUGUCGCCGUUCUGUCUGAAAGCAGGGAGCAUUCGAAGAAGCAGCAGCAGAAGAAGACGGUCCUACAGGACAUUGUCGGAAGAGACUGGCGAGGAAGCUGCUGAGGAGAAGUUUGACCCCCUGGAUGAGCCAAUGCCUCCAUUGUCUCCCCUCCCAGCCCACCCUCUGCUGGCCACGCUCUCCUCUCACCCUCUUAGCACCCGGAGAGGAAGCCAAGUCAGCAUCUUCAGCGCUUUCCGGGUACGUAACAACUCAGAGGCCGACUUCGGGGAUGACGAGUACAGCAUUCAUGGGGACGCCUUUAGGAGUCGCGCCAAUUCAACAGCAACACCCUGGAAAAGAAGGACGGGCAGUGUGAGGAGUCACUGCUCCCAAAUCUUUACCACCAACGUCAACAUCAACGGACGGCUCAACAUCUCCCUAGACCAGAACGGAGUCACCACUACAGGAUUUCCAACCCCUUCAUACUUACCUGCCUACAGCAUGGAGAGGGUCAGGGAAGACACAAAGCCAUUUGGUACAGAGGAAACACUUCCCAAACUUAUCCUCCAGCCUUCUCCAACCGUGACCGAUCCUCCUCCAGUGACCAGGAAAAGAGGGCUGAGCUCUGUCAGCUUUUUCAGUGAUGCCAUGGAGGAGCUGCAGGAGUCGAGACAGAAGUGUCAUCCCUGCUGGUUAACGUUUGCCAAGAAGUACCUGAUUUGGGACUGCUCCCCCUGGUGGCUGAAGAUAAAAGAGUUGGUGAAGUUGAUGGUGAUGGAUCCUUUCCUGGACCUGGGUAUCACCAUUUGCAUUGUGCUAAACACCCUCUUCAUGGCCCUGGAGCACUACCCAAUGACUGAAGAGUUCAACACCAUGCUCUCAGUGGGGAACCUGGUGUUCACAGGGAUCUUUACAGCUGAGAUGGUGCUGAAGCUGGUUGCUAUGGAUCCCUACUAUUACUUCCAACAGGGCUGGAAUAUCUUUGAUGGUGUCAUUGUUUGCCUCAGUCUGAUGGAGUUGGGUCUCUCGAAUGUAGAGGGACUGUCUGUCCUUCGAUCAUUCAGACUGUUGCGAGUUUUCAAGCUGGCUAAAUCGUGGCCGACUCUCAACACUCUCAUCAAGAUCAUCGGGAACUCAGUGGGUGCUUUGGGGAACCUGACGCUGGUGCUGGCCAUCAUCGUCUUCAUCUUUGCCGUGGUGGGCAUGCAGCUGUUUGGAAAGAACUACCAGGACUAUGUGUGUAAGAUCGCCAUAGACUGUCAGCUGCCUCGGUGGCACAUGAAGGACUUCUUCCACUCGUUCCUCAUCGUGUUCAGGGUGCUGUGCGGCGAGUGGAUCGAGACCAUGUGGGAUUGUAUGGAAGUGGCUGGGCAGCCUCUGUGUAUCCUGGUGUUCAUGUUGGUGAUGGUCAUAGGCAACUUGGUGGUGCUGAAUCUUUUUCUGGCCCUGCUGCUCAGCUCCUUCAGCUCUGACAACCUCUCCGCUCCAGAUGAAGACGGUGAUUUGAACAACAUUCAGAUCGCCAUCGCACGCAUCAAUGCCGGUGUCUCCUGGCUCGUCACCAACAUUUCCAACCUUUUCAACCGCAGUUUCAGGCGUAAAAAGCAGAAGGACAAAGAAGUCAGCCUGGACGUCAAGAAAGUAGGAAAUCACGUGGAAAGCAAUGGUGGAGUAUUUGGACGCUACGGAGAGAAGUACGUCAUUCCAGAGGAGGACAGCUACAUAACAAACCCAAACUUGACUGUCAUUGUUCCCAUCGCGCCUGGAGAGUCUGAUGUGGAGUUUCUAGAGGAGGAGGAGAUUUCUGAGUCAUCAGAGGAUGAAGACAACAAACCUGAGGAGGUCAGCCUGUCAGAGGGCAGCACAGUGGAUCUGAGGAAACCUGGAGAUGAGAUGGACAACUUUUCAGAGCUGGAUGAAGAGAGCAUGGAGCCGGAUGAAUGCUUCCCAGAAUUUUGCAUGAGGCACUGUCAGUGCUGCCACAUCGACACCACAGUCGGACUGGGACAGGCCUGGUGGAGGCUGAGGAAGACCUGCUACCAGAUUGUGGAGCACAGCUGGUUCGAGACCUUCAUCAUAUUCAUGAUCCUGCUCAGCAGUGGGGCUCUGGCCUUUGAAGACAUCUAUAUUGAGAAGAGGAAAAUAGUGAAGGUGGUGCUGGAGUCUGCUGACAAGGUGUUCUCCUACAUCUUUGUACUGGAGAUGUUCCUCAAAUGGAUCGCAUACGGCUUUAAGAAAUACUUCACCAACUACUGGUGUUGGCUCGACUUUCUUAUCGUGGAUGUGUCCUUGAUAAGUCUGGUAGCUAACUCACUGGGGUAUUCAGACUUUGCUGCCAUCAAGUCCCUGAGGACCCUGCGAGCUCUGAGACCUCUCCGAGCUCUGUCCAGAUUUGAGGGCAUGAGGGUUGUUGUGAAUGCUCUAAUCGGAGCCAUCCCCUCCAUUAUGAACGUGCUGCUCGUGUGUCUCAUCUUCUGGCUCAUCUUCAGCAUCAUGGGCGUCAACCUGUUUGCUGGCAAGUUUGGGAAGUGUGUCAACAGGACGGGUUUCGUCCACAGCAUCUCUAUAAUCAACAACAAGUCUGACUGUCUCAAUAUGAACGACACACAGUUCUACUGGACCAAAGUGAAGGUCAACUUUGACAACGUCGGACUCGGAUACCUUUCCCUUCUGCAAGUGGCAACUUUCAAAGGAUGGAUGGAAAUAAUGCAUGCAGCUGUUGAUUCAAGAGGAGUGGAGGAACAACCCAUCAGAGAAAUCAACCUCUACAUGUACCUCUACUUUGUCGUCUUCAUCAUAUUUGGCUCCUUCUUCACCCUCAAUCUCUUCAUUGGUGUCAUUAUUGACAACUUCAAUCAGCAGAAAAGAAAGUUAGGUGGACAGGACAUCUUCAUGACUGAGGAGCAGAAGAAGUACUACAAUGCUAUGAAGAAGUUGGGAUCUAAAAAGCCUCAAAAGCCAAUACCAAGGCCUGGGAAUAUGCUACAGGCCUUCUUCUUCGAUCUCGUCUCCAAGCAAGCCUUCGACAUCAUGAUCAUGAUGCUCAUCAUCGUCAACAUGGUGACCAUGAUGGUUGAAACUGACGAGCAGUCAGAGCGCUCGGAGACCAUCCUGAAUAAGAUCAACCUGGUCUUCAUUGUGAUCUUCACCACCGAAUGCCUGAUCAAGAUCAUUGCCCUUCGAUGUUACUUCUUCACAGUUGCAUGGAACAUCUUUGAUUUUGUGGUGAUUGUUCUGUCUAUUGUGGGUAUUGUUCUUGCAGACAUCAUUGAGAAAUACUUCGUAUCUCCAACCCUGUUUCGAGUCAUCAGACUGGCAAGGAUAGGACGUGUACUUCGACUUAUACGUGCAGCCAAAGGAAUAAGGACUCUACUGUUUGCCUUAAUGAUGUCCAUGCCAGCUCUGUUCAAUAUCGGCCUCCUUCUUUUCCUUGUCAUGUUCAUUUACGCUAUAUUCGGUAUGGCGAACUUUGCUUACGUGAAAAAACAGGAUGGGAUUGAUGACAUGUUCAACUUUGAAACCUUUGGGAAUAGUAUGAUCUGCCUUUUUCAGAUCAGCACCUCAGCAGGUUGGGACAACCUCCUGAGUCCUAUAAUGUCCAGCCCCCCAGAAGAGUGUGAUGUAAACUUUGUCAAUACUGGCACCAACACUCGGGGGAACUGUGGCAGCCCCUCUGUGGGCAUAGCUUUCUUCGUGAGUUACAUUAUCAUUUCGUUCCUCAUUGUGGUAAAUAUGUACAUAGCCAUCAUUCUGGAGAAUUUCAGCGUUGCCACAGAGGAGAGUACAGAGCCACUGAGCGAGGAUGACUUUGAAAUGUUCUACGAGGUCUGGGAGAAGUUUGAUUCGGAGGCCACACAGUUCAUCGAGUUCCCCAUGCUGUCGAGCUUUGCCGACACUUUGUCAGAGCCUCUGCGAAUAGCCAAGCCCAACAUGGUUAAGUUAAUCUCCAUGGACCUUCCCAUGGUCAGCGGGGAUCGGAUCCACUGCUUGGACAUCCUGUUUGCCUUCACAAAGCGAGUCCUCGGAGAGUCCGGUGAGAUGGAUGCCCUCAAGCAGCAAAUGGAAGAGAAGUUCAUGAUGACCAACCCCUCCAAGGUUUCCCAUGAGCCCAUCACCUCCACACUGCGCCGCAAAGUGGAGGGGGUGUCUGCGGUCAUCAUCCAGAGGUCUUACAGGAGGCAUCUGGUGCGGCGGCAGUUGAAGCAGGCAUCCUACCUCUACAGACAGAUCAACUAUGAGACUGUGGUGGACGUGGAGUAUGCUCCAGCAACAGAAGGCCUGAUGGCCUCUUUGUUACAUCACUAUGGACCUGUGGGGCUAGAGGUUGUAGAGACAACAGAGGACCCUCUAUUGUCCUCACCACCAUCGUAUGACAGUGUGACACGGGCUGCCGGUGACUUGUCUGAGGUUUUCAGAUCAACGCCCAGAGACUCUGAACCUGCAGAGUCUGGUGAAAACUACGAAGAAACGUUUCUCUGAGACUCCUCUGUGCGGUGAGGGACGGCUUGGCUUCUGUCUGUUUUGUUUACAGAGAACAUAGCACAGGAAAACUUAUGGUCAGGGAGAUGAACUUUUUUUAUAUGUUAGUCCAAACUAAAGAAUGAUGUAAUAUUUUUAUAGAUCUCAAAACCUCUUUUCAAAUUCAGAAACCCAGAAUUAAAUUUUGUUACACAGUCACAACUUCCAACAGAGAGGGAGGACUCGGAGGUUAAACUUGUCCUCAUAUCCACUUUAAAUUAUAUGUGUUAUGGUUACUUCAUAGCACCCAAAAAAAAAAAAAAAAACAUUAUAUAUGUCAGGAAUGUUUUUCAUACUUUAUAUAAAUGGCAGCAAAGAUGGGCCUGUCACAUUACAACUCCUAGCAAUGUUGGAUGUUAGCUCAAUAACGAGCUUGUAUGCACUCAAUUGAUAUUUCUGUUGACACAAUUUCACAUCAAUCUCAUCAUUAACAAACACUCCUUAACAUUUGCACAGUACCCUCUAGUAAAUUAUCAACUCAAUGACAAGGACAGUGUAAAGGGACCAACAAAAUUGAGCUAGCUUAGAAAGUAAAAAAGCUAACACAAAACGAGCUAAACAUUUUAUUUUAGAGAACAUCACUUUUUCAGAAUAACACUUUCAAGCUGUUGUGUCUGUCGACGUUUUUAUACUCUCUGUCAAAGUAAUUCAGUCUUGAGGUUUUGAAACACUUUAGCAGGCAUGUUUCUCCCUUGUUGACCAGAAAUCUGCUUUGAGCUAAAAGCAGAAUAUUGAACAGGAAAACAUUUCCCACAUAAAACCUAAACAGCUUAUGGCUUAUUCAGGUGUCACUAAUAUGAUUUAACCAAAGCUAAACUUAAAACCACAAAUUGAAGUAAUACACUCAGACAACUUGGGAGCUAGUCCUGCAGAGAUCUUAGCUUUUACAAACCCAUUUCUAAGAAAAGAUGUGGGCGCUGUGUGAAAUGUUAAUAAUAACUGCAUUUGUUGGUUUGCAAAUCAUUUCAACCCUUUAUAUAAUUGAAAAUAUUGCAAAGACAACAUAUCAAAUGUUGAAACUGAAAUAUGUUAUUGUUUCAUGAAAGAUAUAAGCCCAUUUUAAAUUUGAUGCCAGCAAUGUGUCAUAACAUUUGGGACAGAAGCAUGUUUACCAUCGUGUUGCAUCACCUCUUCUUUUAGCGACACUCUGUAAACGUUCUGGAGCCGAAGAGUUUCUGGCGUUCUGAAAGUUAAAUGUUGUCCCAUUCUUACCUGAUAAAGGAUUUUAGCUUCUCAA